Messenger RNA from Notothenia coriiceps (black rockcod), 528 nucleotides. RefSeq names its product cholesterol 25-hydroxylase like 1, tandem duplicate 2 (gene ch25hl1.2). Gene Ontology annotation, biological process: lipid biosynthetic process. NCBI's taxonomy places the organism in Eukaryota, Metazoa, Chordata, Actinopteri, Perciformes, Nototheniidae. The record is from RefSeq and is a predicted model, not a curated record. Gene Ontology annotation, molecular function: iron ion binding; oxidoreductase activity.
AUGGAGGGGGUCACCUUGUACAACCAUGUGUUUCUUGUGCUCCCAGCAUCAGUGGCCCAGUGGACAUGGAGGCCCCCUGUUGAUCUGUCAGAACAGGCUCCCUCCCUGCUGGAGCUAAUUGCUGGGUUGAUAAGCAACCUCCUCCACUUCCAAUACUUUAUCUGACAACUGCUCCAUCACAGGAUCCACUGGCUGUAUGCAACUUUCCAUGCUAUCCAUCAUGAAUACUCAUCUCCCUUUGCUUUAGCCACUCAGUGCCUGGGUGGCUGGGAGCUGGUCACAGUGGGCUUUUGGACCACUCUCCUGAGAAACCGCAUGCUCACUACAUGGGUCUUCAUGGUUGUGCAUGUCUACGUUUCGAUUGAGGAUCACUGUGGCUAUGAUUUCCCUUGGUCCACAUCCCACCUUAUCCCGCCUUAUACCAUUUACGGCAUUUAUGGAGUACCCAGCUAACAUGGUCACUUUAGUCACUGGGAUAGGAUAUUUGGUACGCAUGCUGAUUUCAGCUUCUCUACUGCUAUAAAGUAA